Messenger RNA from Owenia fusiformis, 1428 nucleotides. Lineage: Eukaryota; Metazoa; Annelida; Polychaeta; Sabellida; Oweniidae. The record is from the annotation of a GenBank genome assembly.
AGCAGUUUGAGGAGGCAUUCUCAUACUGAAGCACCCAUGACGCUUAUAAUGGAAGUUUCAAGUAUCACGCUCAUUGUUGCUGUUCUUUGGACGUCACCUUUGACAGUUUCAAGUCAAGUGUGGACGAUCGGUCCAGGGGUGCCAUGUUUACAUACGUGUCAAACUAUUUUCCCUCUUUAUCAGUGCCGUUCAAUCAGCACCCCCGUCACACAGAACGCGGUGUGUUCACUGGUCGAGGAUUCACGAGGCUGUUGCGCAGUCUGCGUUACAGGUUUGAUUGACGUAUCAUCCAAUAUUCAGAAUACCCUCCCGUCUGUAACCGGUGCCAUUACCGGAAUUACGGUAUUUGAUACCACCGAACAAGGCCUUAUCAAUCAAGUACUUGCUGACUUAGUGGGUAUCGAGCAGUUUGGAAACAUGGCAAAUAUACUUAAUAAUGAAGACGACCUAAUUGGUCCGAAUAUUUGUACUUGGGGCCAAACCUUUGCGACAAAAUUGUGGCGUAUUAAGGACAACAUAGAGCGUUUCCUCGGUUUAGUUGAUGAUCGAGGUGGGAUAGUUGGAGAAAAUGAAAGAGAGGCAUUACAAACUGUAAUAGAUUUGGUCCAUUGGUUUAAACAGUGCUUUUUACCAAGACUGCUUGAACUCAGUGGCUUGGAGUGUUUCAAAGACGAUUUGGGUUGCGAUGGACGUCCAUUCUGUAAAUCCGACUGCAGAUGUUCGGAAUGUAGGGAUGACAACGACUGUAACGAACCAAGCAGGCCAAACUGCAGAAACAAUCUAGCAGGGAUAAUGAUAUGCGGGGAUCCUCACAUAUCUCAGACCAUUAAAGGCGCCGACCAUCGAAGACUUUGCUACGACUUUGUGGGAAAACCCGGUUCAGCGUAUCUGUUCUUCAGAGAUCACGAGAUAGAUAUCAAAACAACGUUCAUCGAGAAUGAGGAUGCCAUCCACGAGUCUUUCGUCGACUACAUAGGGCACAUUAAUGUAACAAGAAAGGGCAUCGACAUAUCAAUUUCACCAGAUGAGGUAAUCCUGAGAACAUCAGAAUGUGAAACAAUUUACCCUUGGAAAGAAGAUACUGUUAAGCUCGAAGGCGAACUAAUGAUGAUCGGAAAGAAACAAAUCCAUGUUUACUUCAACAAUGACACGGUUGAGCUUGUUGUCACUCGUAAAGGACGCGCUAAAGGAACUACUUUCUUGAAUUUUGGUGUCACGGAAAAAACAGGCCAAUCUAUUUACGCCGGUGGAGUUAUGGGAUGGAUUGGUAACGAGGCUGUUUACAAGGAUGAAGGCCCUCAUUCUGGUUACAUAACAUUGGGAGAAGUCACGAUUCCUGUUUACGAUAAUAAAGACGGCUGUUUGAGAAUAGAUGAAGCGUAUCUGGACAAGUUCAGCUCUAUUCUUCAUUUGUUCGAAAUGGACUAA